CCUUGCCCUUCUCAAUCUGAAGCAAGCAACUGAUGGAGCUGCCCUUCCAAUUCCAAGCCAUUUGUGGUCUAUUAGCUCUAGCUCUCAUCUUUUACCAUCUAUGGAUCACAAAAGCUAACAAGACUAAGCCCACAGAGGCCCCAGAGCCACCUGGUGCAUGGCCUAUAAUAGGCCACCUCCUUCAGUUAACGGCCCCUCAGCCCCUCUUCCGAACCCUUGCAGCGAUAGCAGACAAGCAUGGACCAGCCUUCACUGUCCGAUUUGGUGUCCAUCGGACACUAGUCAUCAGCAACAGUGAGUUAGCCAAGGAGUGCUUCACCAUCAACGACAGGGCGCUUGCUAGCCGUCCAAGAUGUGCCUCAAGCAACCACUUGAGCUUUGACUAUGCUAUGUUGGGUUUGGCACCCUAUGGACCUUAUUGGCGUGAAGUACGCAAGUGGGUAGUUCUUGAGCUGCUCUCUAACCGCCGGCUUGAGUCACUCCGGCAUGUCCGAUUCGCAGAAAUCGACAAUUGUGUUAAGGAUCUAUAUGGGAUUUGGGUGAGAAACAAUAGGAAUCAGAUUAAGGUCGAAAUGAAUCGAUUGUUUCAAGAUCUAACCAUGAAUAUUGUUCUUAAGAUGGUUGUGGGUAAACGAUAUUUCAGUGUUGUCCAUGGUGACAACAAUGAAGAGGUUCAGAGGAUCCAAAGUGUUAUGGUUGAUUUCUUUAAAUACAUAGGUGUCUCAGUUGCUUCAGAUGUGCUUCCCAAGUUCCUAUCAUGGUUGGAUUGGGAUGGGCAACAAAGGGCAAUGAAGAAAACUGCUAAGGCGAUGGACGUUCUUGCUGAGAGCUGGCUACAAGAUCAUCGGCAAAAGAGAGUAUCUGGGAAGACUAGCGAUGGUGAUGAGCAAGACUUCAUUGAUGUGAUGCUUUCCACUCUUGAAGAAGAUGCUCAAUUAUACGACCAUGAUCGUGAUUCAGUAGUGAAGUCCACCGUACUGAAUUUAAUCUUAGCUGCCACAGAUACCACCUCGCUAACCCUUUCAUGGCUUCUUUCUUUGUUACUGAACAACAAGAAAGUCUUAACAAAAGCCCAAGAAGAAUUGGAUUUCCACAUUGGGAAGGAUAGGAAUGUAGAAGAAAAAGACAUUGACAACCUUGUGUAUCUCCAAGCAAUAAUCAAGGAAACACUUCGUCUAUACCCAGCAGGACCACUCUUAGUUCCCCAUGAAGCCCAGGAAGACUGCUCUUUAAGUGGCUUCAAAGUCCCAAAAGGGACACGUGUGCUAGUCAACGUUUGGAAGAUACAUAGAGACCCACACAUGUGGUCAAAACCUUUGGAAUUCCAGCCAGAGAGAUUUCUUACAAGCCAUGCAGAUGUAGAUGUACGUGGGAAAAGCUUUGAUUUGAUUCCUUUCGGUUCGGGUAGAAGAUCUUGCCCGGGUAUAAUGUUUGCCCUCCAAACCUUGAACAUGAUGGUUGCUCGCUUGCUUCACGGGUUCAAUCUACAAACACCCUCUGAUCUGCCUGUGGAUAUGACUGAAGGUAUUAGUUUAACACUGCCAAAGGAAUUCCCCUUGGAAGUCCUCCUUAGCCCUAGACUUCCUUCUCAUCUCUAUGAAUGAGUAAGAGGGACUAAGUUUCUCUACAUAAGGUCCAAAAAGGUGGUCGCACGCAUUCCAAGACAUUUUUGGACAUUAGAUGAGCGCCGAACACUAUGGUGCGCCACAGAGGAUCCAAAUCAGUCAAAAAACCCCGCAUAAUCAAUUCCUUGUGGAGAGUUGUGGUGUUCAGCCUAUAUGGUCUUCUAAUUAGUGCUUUACUUUUAGUGGUGUAUUGUCCUUUUGUUGUGGUAGUGUUGAGGUCGUUUUUUUAUCUAAAUGGUAUUUCCCUUGUAUCCU
This is a messenger RNA of Macadamia integrifolia, 1880 nucleotides long. Its product is annotated as cytochrome P450 CYP82D47-like. Gene Ontology annotation, biological process: defense response to other organism. Lineage: Eukaryota; Viridiplantae; Streptophyta; Magnoliopsida; Proteales; Proteaceae. Gene Ontology annotation, molecular function: oxidoreductase activity, acting on paired donors, with incorporation or reduction of molecular oxygen; heme binding; iron ion binding. The record is from RefSeq and is a predicted model, not a curated record. Bases 33 to 1604 code for a protein of 523 amino acids. The transcript is spliced from 2 exons.